Siniperca chuatsi (mandarin fish) is the source of this 1219-nucleotide messenger RNA. RefSeq names its product regulator of G-protein signaling 21-like. The record is from RefSeq and is a predicted model, not a curated record. Lineage: Eukaryota; Metazoa; Chordata; Actinopteri; Centrarchiformes; Sinipercidae. Bases 329 to 790 code for a protein of 153 amino acids. The transcript has 4 exons.
ACAACAGGUGUGGUCAGCUUAAAUCACAGCCGAGCUCUCUUCUCCUCGAACUGCGACAGACAUGGAAUGAUGACCUGUCUCUCCCAACAACAACAACACUUUGCAUAAAGAUUUCCAUAUAUUCCAUUCAUGUUGGGUGGGGGUCAUUUAGAUUUGUUCAGUCACUUGACUCCUUCAUUUCCAAACAAUCACAACCCUGUCUUCAGUCUGGCAGGAUCUUAUCUCUGUCUCCUUUCGUAGAGGACGAGGAGAUGGCGAUAAAGUGAGUUACUGCAUAUUUGAUUGUUGGGCCUUUACCAUUUUCAGCAGGCAAUAGCUUACAGCAGCCAUGUGGAAAACACCAAGGAGGUUUUCACUCACUGGUAGAUUGUGUUGCUUUCCCAAGGAUCCACUUGAGGAUGUUGAGACUUGGAGUGAGUCUGUGGACAAAGUCCUCAGUUGUAAAGCCGGACAGAUAGCUUUCCGGGAGUUCCUGAAGUCCGAGUACAGUGAGGAGAACAUACUGUUUUGGCUCGCCUGUGAGGAGUACAAAAAAAUCAAGACGGUCCCAGAGAUGAUCUCCUCUGCGAACAGGAUCUACUCAGAGUUUGUCCAAACAGAAGCGCCCAAACAGAUCAACAUAGAUUGCGGUACCAGAGAAAACAUAACAAAAAACAUCUCCCAGCCGACCCUGACUUCAUUUGAUACAGCGCAGAAGCUCAUCUACAGUCUGAUGGCCAGGGAUUGCUACCCGCGGUUCCUAAAAUCUGACAUCUAUCAGGGACUCCUGAGGAGAACCGAUUCAAGGUGACUGUUUUAAAACUGACAGCCUCUCAGAUGGAGGCUCGCAAAAUCUUCUCUCCAACUCUGAUCUGCUGUAGCACUCUUUGAUUUCAAGGUGGAUAACCGGUUCAUGCCAUGCAAUCCAGAUCCUAAGUGUAGCAGAAAUAGCUUUUCUCAACCUGUGUGAGUAGACAGUUACAGCUCAAGAGACUUUGUGGCUUGUAUUAUACUUUAUAUCUUUAAUUAUGUUAAGGUAAAAAGAGACUGUGCACAUAAUUCUUCUAUGAUUAUCUAUUUUCACCCCUCCACCCAAUAAGGUUAAUAAUAAAAAUAAUUCCUUUAUUGUAAAGUAUUAUCAACACUUUAUCUAAUUAAUUAUGCAAAUAUAAAUCCUAAUAUGCUCUGAGAAAUCCAACUUUCACAUGCAAAUAAAUGAGUGAGUGAGUGUAUUGUUAAA